Molecule: messenger RNA, 939 nt
Organism: Selaginella moellendorffii
Lineage: Eukaryota; Viridiplantae; Streptophyta; Lycopodiopsida; Selaginellales; Selaginellaceae
Product: pentatricopeptide repeat-containing protein At4g02750-like
Exons: 2
Coding region: 1-939 (312 amino acids)
Molecular function (GO): protein binding
Source: RefSeq, a predicted model, not a curated record
AUGUUAUCUCAAAGGAAGCAGCGCAGGAAUGCGAUCUUUCAGGAGCCCGGGUGGCAGAUCGAAGUGACGGAUCAUCUGGAAGUUGUGGUGGACGAUUCUCAGACUGAGAAGAAACAGCUGGAUGCUCACACUCGUAGUUCCCACAGCAAUGGUACACUGGAAUUCUCCGCAAAGUGUCCUGCCAACACUGGCAGUGACACGGGAAUGGAGGGAGAAGAGGCGAUCAAACUGGCAGAGCUCUUCUUCGCCCAGAUGCCCAACCGCGACCUCGUCUCUUGCAAUGCGAUGCUGGACGCGUAUGCCGAGAGAGGGCAUCUGUGCCGCGCACGUAUCCUCUUCGCCGCCAUGCCGGAGCACGACGCCAUCACGAUCACCACCAUGAUCCACACGCUCGCUCGGGGCUCGGGGGAUUUGGGAUCGGCGCGGUUUCUCUUUGAUUCUACGCCCGUCCGGGACGAGCUGUGUUGGAACGCGAUGAUCACCGCGUAUGCCCAGCGAGGGCAUACCGUCGAAGCGAGAAAGCUAUUUGAUUCCAUGCCUGCCAAGAUCGAUUCUUCCUGGAAUUCGAUGCUCUCGGCUUACAUCCAAGCUUCAGAUAUGGCGAGCGCCGAGGAUUUCUUCUUUCGUGCCAUGGCCGAGUGGAAUCUCAUCGCCUGCAGAGCGAUGCUCGCAGCGUAUGCCCAAAACGGGCAUCUGUCCAAGGCCGAGGAUAUCUUCGCGGCGAUGGAGGAGGCGAGCUUGGUUUCCUGGACCGCUAUGCUCGACGGAUACGCGCGCAAUGGAUUCGUUCGAAACGCUGCCUCGAUCUUUCACUCCAUGGCGGAGAGAAACUUCGUUGCGUGGAGUGUCAUGGCUUCUACGUUUGCUCGCAAAGAAUGCCAUCGCCACCUUUCGAGAAACACGAGCGAAUUCUUAGUUUUGGCUGACGUCUCAGUUUGA